This is a messenger RNA of Aspergillus wentii DTO 134E9, 1026 nucleotides long. RefSeq names its product 4'-phosphopantetheinyl transferase family protein. Gene Ontology annotation, molecular function: magnesium ion binding; holo-[acyl-carrier-protein] synthase activity. The coding region runs from base 1 to 1026 and encodes 341 amino acids. The record is from RefSeq and is a predicted model, not a curated record. Gene Ontology annotation, cellular component: cytosol. Lineage: Eukaryota; Fungi; Ascomycota; Eurotiomycetes; Eurotiales; Aspergillaceae. The transcript has a single exon.
AUGGAACAGUUGCAGGAUUUGGUUCGGUGGUAUGUCGAUACUCGUCCGUUGACCUCAACGACCGCAACUCUUCCUCUAUUGGAUACCCUCCAACCAGCGGACCAGGAGACAGCAAAAAAAUACUACCACUUGUCCGACAAGCACAUGUCACUCGCAUCGUACUUGCUGAAAUAUCUCUUUAUCCAUCGAACAUGUCGUAUUCCAUGGAAAGAAGUCAGUAUCAGUCGUACUCCCGCACCUCAUAGUCGGCCGUGUUUCAUUCCUUCGCCCUCCAUUCUGAACAACGGCCAGCCGAUUCCCAGCAUUGAGUUCAAUGUCAGCCACCAGGCAUCUCUUGUCGGACUUGCGGGAACAACUACACCAUCCUCGCCCAAUAUCCCUGGCACGCAACCAACAACUGCUGUCUUUGCACAGCCAAAUCCUUCUUCUACUCCAAUCUCAUCCGUUCCCCAGGUCGGAAUCGAUAUUACGUGCGUGAAUGAACGGAGGAACGGAAAAAGCAACGGUCCAACUACGAUUCAGGCAUUCAGAGAAUUCGUAGAUAUUUUCGCGGAGGUCUUCUCGCAGCGUGAAUUGGAGACGAUCAAGACCCUGCCACCUGGUUGUUCGGUAGACGAGGCCGUACAGGCUGGCUUGCGGCUGUUCUACACGUACUGGGCGCUCAAGGAAGCGUAUAUCAAAAUGACAGGAGAGGCACUUCUUGCUCCCUGGUUGCGGGAGUUGGAGUUUACGAACGUCGUCGCGCCGAGUCCGAAAUUUGGCCAAUCGUCGGGAUGGAAUAAUCCGUACACAGGUGUUCAGGCCUGGCUGUACGGUAAAAUAGUGGAAGACGUGAGGAUUGACGUCGUUGCCUAUGAGAAGGAUUACAUUGUUGCAACUGCGGCGAGAGGUGGAGGGAUUGGAGCUGGCAGUCAUCCAGCCGUGGACGGCACCGAUUCAACCGACCCUUGGCAGCAGAUGCAAAAGAUUGAUAUUGAGAAAGAUAUCGCGCCUUGUGCAACAGGAUCGUGUCGCUGCCUAGAUUAA